Zerene cesonia (dogface butterfly) is the source of this 852-nucleotide messenger RNA. Its product is annotated as m-AAA protease-interacting protein 1, mitochondrial. Gene Ontology annotation, cellular component: mitochondrial inner membrane. NCBI's taxonomy places the organism in Eukaryota, Metazoa, Arthropoda, Insecta, Lepidoptera, Pieridae. Gene Ontology annotation, biological process: inner mitochondrial membrane organization; protein insertion into mitochondrial inner membrane from matrix. The transcript has 3 exons. The record is from RefSeq and is a predicted model, not a curated record. Bases 6 to 830 code for a protein of 274 amino acids. Gene Ontology annotation, molecular function: ribosome binding.
UUUAGAUGGCUGGGACAACGGUUUCGUUAGUGAGAAGAAGCUUAUCAAUUGCAACGCGAUUCGCAUCACAAAAUUCUCAAUUAAACAAAUUAACCUGUUGUACGGCGAAGGUCCUAUCCGCUACGCGGUGUUAUUAUGACUUUACUCGCUGUCUAUCGGCGUCUCAAGGAGAAUUUGUAAAACUCAGACAAUUAGUACCAAAACAAAGCCUUUAUUAUGAUAAAAAAUUAUUGCAAGUGCCAAAGUAUCACAUUGACCUACAAUACAAUAAUUUCUCAAUGUUUAAAAGAAAAAAUAAACAAAGCAAAAAGAAGAAACGCAUUCCAAAAUUGAUAUUAUUGCAAAAUCCGUUUAAUUGGCUUAUGACAAAGAUAGAUUUCACUGUCUUGAGACGUAUCUGGGAUCCUACUUUUCGGGAAAAAGAAUUUAGAUUCGGGACCACACAGGCAAUAUCUCGUGUGACCCACAUUAUUAGCGAGGGUCAGUUCGGAGAACUCAACGGCUUGCUGACAAAACCAGCCCGUAUAAGUUUGUUGCGUGAGCUUGAACGUAAUUGGGGCGAAAAACAGAGAGCUCUGCUAGCUCUAAAACAUGAAGACAUACAAAUCUCUUCACCACGAAAAGUUUAUUUCAUUAGGAUUGCUGAUAAAAAGUUUUGUGAUGUUGAUAUGGCCUUCUUAGCGCUCAAAUGGGCUCCGAUAAACAACAUAGAAGCGCUGAUAUUUACUGAAAUUUUUGCGCGUUUCCAUCGAGAGUAUACGCCGAAUUGCAUUCCUGAAUGGACCAUAGCGUAUUUUAAAGUAACCCGGUUCGAAGUUCUCCGCAAAUAAUAGAAGACAAAUCUUAUAUGUA